Mesorhabditis belari is the source of this 1242-nucleotide messenger RNA. The record is from the annotation of a GenBank genome assembly. NCBI's taxonomy places the organism in Eukaryota, Metazoa, Nematoda, Chromadorea, Rhabditida, Rhabditidae.
AUGAGUUUCUUGACGAUCACAAUGAACGGUUUAUUGAGUGUUUUGGGUGGUUUCGUCUCAUUAAAGUUGAUACGUGAAUACAUUCCAAUCUUCAUUCAACGUGGUCACUAUGGAAAUGAUCAAUGCAAGGUGAGCGAUGCGCCUGUUCCCGAGCCAAUGGGUGUUAUCACUGCGGCUGUUUAUCUCAUUGUUAUGUUUAUCUUCAUUCCAUUUCCUUUCAUCGAAUGGGCAUACACAGAAGUUUCUUUUCCACAUGAUAAAUUCUUGGCUUUCCUUUCUGCUAUCAUCUCGAUUUGUACGGCAAUUUUACUGGGCUUUGCUGACGAUAUGCUUGAUUUAAGAUGGCGUCACAAAUUACUUUUUCCAACGCUUUCUUCAUUACCGGUUUUGAUGGUUUACUAUGUGCAAGGCAGCUCGACAACGAUUGUUGUUCCGAAAAUUGUUCGUUACUUUGUGUCAUUGAUGGGAUUUGAGAUGACAACUUUUCUUAAUAUCAGUUUGUUCUACUAUCUUUUCAUGGGGAUGGUAAUCGUUUUUUGCACAAAUGCAAUUAACAUUUAUGCGGGUGUCAAUGGUUUAGAGGUUGGGCAGAGUCUUGUCAUUGCUUCAUCAAUUACUUUGUACAAUUUCAUACAGUUAUAUCGUCUCGAUGAUCCAGUGACCAGUUGGCAAAACUGGUUAUCAAUCUACUUUUUGGUGCCAUUUAUCGCAACAUCGCUAAUUCUUUAUAACUUCAAUAAGUGUCCAGCUCGGGUAUUUGUCGGUGAUACAUACUGUUAUUGGGCGGGUAUGACAUUGGCUGUAGUGGCAAUUCUGGGCCAUUUUUCAAAAACUGCAAUGCUUUUCUUUAUUCCACAGGCACUCAACUUUAUCUAUUCGAUUCCUCAGUUGUUUCAUUUUGUUCCCUGUCCAAGACAUCGACUUCCUAAAUUUGAUGCAAAAACAAAUACUGUUGGGAUGAGUUUUGCCGAGUUUAAAGAAUCUGACCUGGGCCGGAUCGGACAAUUGAUUGUCUCUAUUUUGUCCACGAUCGGCCUUCUUUUUAGGGAGAAUUUCGAAAAAGGUGGAGAAAAAUGGACUCGAGUUAACAACUUCACAGUGAUUAACUUGCUGUUAAAAUUUGUUGGUCCGGUGAAUGAGCAUACCCUCACCAAUUUGUUGAUGUUGCUCCAAAUGUUUUCGUCAAUUCUCGCUUUCUUUAUUCGUUUUUAUUUGGCUCGAAUGUUGUAUGAUGUUGUUUUG